Messenger RNA from Ipomoea nil (Japanese morning glory), 1111 nucleotides. Its product is annotated as 40S ribosomal protein S4. Gene Ontology annotation, molecular function: structural constituent of ribosome; RNA binding. The transcript has 5 exons. Lineage: Eukaryota; Viridiplantae; Streptophyta; Magnoliopsida; Solanales; Convolvulaceae. Gene Ontology annotation, cellular component: ribosome; cytosolic small ribosomal subunit. The coding region runs from base 125 to 919 and encodes 264 amino acids. The record is from RefSeq and is a predicted model, not a curated record. Gene Ontology annotation, biological process: translation.
CAAGAACUAGGGUUUAAUUUUCCCAUUUGCCUUGUCUGCGGCGCGCGCUCUCACACACAGGGAUAGAGAGUGGAAGAGAGGGAGAGCAAGGAGGAGCUAAGCAGCACUUUGAUAUAGCAACACAAUGGCUCGGGGUUUGAAGAAACACAUGAAGAGGCUCAAUGCCCCAAAACAUUGGAUGUUGGACAAGCUAGGUGGUGCUUUUGCACCAAAGCCAUCAUCAGGUCCCCACAAAUCAAGGGAGUGUUUACCCUUGGUUUUGAUUAUACGUAAUAGAUUGAAAUAUGCUCUCACAUAUCGUGAAGUCAUUUCUAUCCUGAUGCAACGCCAUGUUCUUGUUGAUGGAAAGGUGCGGACUGACAAGACGUACCCUGCUGGUUUUAUGGAUGUCGUGUCAAUGCCCAAGACGAAUGAGAAUUUCCGUCUGCUCUAUGACACCAAGGGCAGAUUUCGGCUUCACUCAAUCAGGGACGAGGAGUCUAAGUUCAAGCUAUGUAAAGUUCGAUCAGUUCAGUUUGGGAAGAAAGGGAUCCCUUACAUCAACACCUAUGAUGGGAGAACUAUUCGCUAUCCUGAUCCGCUCAUUAAGGCUAAUGACACGAUCAAGCUUGACUUGGAAUCAAACAAGAUAGUUGAUUUUAUCAAGUUUGAUGUAGGCAACGUCGUCAUGGUCACUGGUGGAAGGAACAGAGGGCGUGUCGGUGUGAUCAAGAACAGGGAGAAGCAUAAGGGAAGCUUCGAGACCGUUCAUAUCCAGGAUGCUCUUGGUCACGAGUUUGCAACUCGUUUGGGUAAUGUGUACACAAUCGGGAAAGGUACUAAGCCAUGGGUGUCACUACCAAAGGGCAAAGGUAUUAAGCUGACCAUCAUUGAGGAGGCCAAGAAGAGACUUGCUGCUCAAUCCGCUACUACUGCCUAAAAGAAUAAUAAAUUUCCUCGCUCCAAACUGCCCCAAGUGGAUGUACCCUCUAAAUUUUCAUUCACUGAGUUGCUAUCAUUUUGUUGCAUUAGAAUUUUUGCUGGAUAUUUGUUUUCAAUAGACAUUUUAUACAGUUUUGAACUACAACUUAUUGGCUGUGUAUGCCUGGACUUAUCGAAUGUCGGCUGUUAA